AUGGCCACUACUCAAAUCUUCCCCAGUUCUACCCAGGACAUCACCACCGAUUGGCUCUCCCCCAAGAUCGGCGUUAAGAAUGCCACGCUCCAGCUAAACAACACCAUCGGUGGAACUGCCACGCUGGUUCUCCUCACAGCCACACCUGAGGGAGACGAGGCCAAGCCAGUACGCAUUUGCAUCAAGGGUGGCUUCAACCCUGCCAUGCUGGCCCAGUUCCCCUUCAUCCUCUCACUCUACAAUCGCGAGGUCGACUUCUAUAACAAUUUGGCCCCUCGCGUGCCCCAUCUCAAUGUACCUCGCAAAUUGUGGGCCGAGAAAAGUGACAACAACGCCAUCCUUAUUAUGGAGGACCUUGCUGCCGCAAACUUUGCCUUUGCUGACCCUGUCGAUACCUGGUCUGUCGAUCGCGUCAAGAAGACUGUGGAGCAUUUUGCUGCUCUGCAUGCUGCGACAUGGGGCGUCGAAGCCUCCACCGUUCCUUGGUUGGACAGCCAUUAUGAGGUAUCAGUACUGAGUCUUUGUAGCAUGUGGGAUGCCAUUGUCCUCGGUGAAGACCGCCCUCCCGUUCCUGCAUACAUGAAGGACCAGAAGCGUAUGACUGCUGCCAUCACCAAAUGGUUCGCUACCCGAAACCCCAGGUUUCAGUGUAUUCUUCACGGCGACGCCCAUAUCGGUAACAUGGCCUGGUCCGAAGAACAAGAUACACCAAUGCUUGUCGACUGGCAGGUUAUCCACAUCGGCUCGUGCUUCACUGACAUCGCCUACUUCACCAUGACUGCCCUAACAGUCGAAGACCGUCGUGCGCACGAGAUGGAGGUUCUAGACCACUACCUCGCUAAACUGCACGAAUUUGGCGGACCAAAACUCUCGAGGGACGACCCUGAGGUCAUGGCCGAGUACCGCAAGUCUUUGAUGGCAGGCUACUCCUGGAAUCUCUGCCCCUACACCAUGCAGACAAAGGAAAGAGUGUGGGCCAUCGUGUCCCGCAUGGUUCCCGCCAUGGAGGACCAUAACCCGGUCGAACUGUUGGAAGCAGAGUAA
Molecule: messenger RNA, 1044 nt
Organism: Fusarium coffeatum
Lineage: Eukaryota; Fungi; Ascomycota; Sordariomycetes; Hypocreales; Nectriaceae
Exons: 1
Coding region: 1-1044 (347 amino acids)
Source: RefSeq, a predicted model, not a curated record